GCUCGGAUUGAUUGCGUCGGUCGUAUCGAGUGAAAAAUACCGAAAAGAAAGCUAAUUUCGCGUUGUGGUCCCGGAAAAAGAUGAUAAAUCCAUUGCCGAACAGUUUAGUGACGAUUCUUGCCAACCGCUAGAGGCCGUGCGUCGCGAGUUUGUGGCCUCCGUGCGAAAACCAUGUCCGAUUUCAAUCCGAGAGAGCCAAUUCGUUUGUCAGACAUUGACAAUUUGCUCGAGGAUAGCAUAUUCAACUCUUCCAAUGGGGCCAAGCUUGCCGAGUAUCUCAAGAAGAAGCGAGGCGGCGGCGGUCGCGUUCGAUUACACAACAUUUUCGAACAAGUUGCAGCUAAUAUGCCGAAACCGACUUUCAACUUUGACAUGGACUCAUCCGAACCCAAUCCGUUGCCGGAUUCACCUCAGAUAGCGGAGCAGUCGGAACCGGGACCGGUCCCGACUACCAGUGCAGGGCCGGUUCAAAAUGGAAAUGUUAUUGUUGAAGCGCUGGCUUCUGCUCCGCCAACUGAACCUCCUGUGGUAGUGGCCGUUCCGGACGCAAGACCGGCAUCUCCAAAAACAAUUGGUAAAUCUCCCGGUCCUUUGGCUAAUCUCGGUCGUCAAGCGCUGCUGAACCAAUACCAUCGAACCAACAUGGCCAAAUGUGAAUUGCUUAAGCAGAUCACUUCAAGCACACCGAAACCGGAGGCCAAUGGUUCAAUGAGUCGCAUAUCUGCUUUCACCACGUCGAUCUCACCUAUUAUUGAAAGCAGUUCAUCUCCCGUCACAGUAGCUCAACAAGUCGCAGCGCCACAACCGGUGGUAAAUCCAACUCCAAUUUCAUCGAUCUUACCGGUUGAAUCGGUUCCACCGACACAACAGGUCCUGGCUCCUUGUUCGCAGGCUCCACCGACAAGCACUCCUCAGAAGGUAGUUAUCAUUGGCACUCCGGUGGAACCUGGUCCGCCCGCGCCCGAUAUGGUUAUACCAGAAACUCCUAGUCCCGUUAAAAUAUCUAGCGAUUCUCCUAAAGUUGCUCACCAAAUCCAGCCUCGGAAACUCACCGAUACGUUUAACCAACUUCAAAAUGAUAUGGCCAACGCUUCCAAUGAAAACGAAAAUAUUACUUCUGAUGAGAGUGGAUCAAUCGAGGAGGAACACCCGGUAGUGCCAAAAGUAGCCCAUGUCCCACCUGUGGAGACCAGCAUCAUGCGGAAAAGCAUUCUUAAAGAUGCCGAUGCAUCCUCGCUAAAUAGGAGAGUUUCGCUUCGGGUGUCUUUCUCCCAGCAGCUAGUCCAGGAACGAGAGAUUUCACCAGCACCGUCCAUACCGGAAGCACAUUAUUCUAGUUCGUCGGAUGAUGAUGAUGAUGAUGACAGCUCGGAUUCCAGCGAUGAAGAGUACCAAGUUGUAGAUGAGGUAUACAGCGAUGACGGAGCAGAAUGCGAUCCCAAUGAUAUUCAUGAAAAUUACCAAGAAUUGAUUGGAAGCAGGGAAUGUUUGGACAAGCAAGUGCUAGAAAUUCCCGAACGAAUACCAUCGCCACUGAUAAACGUAGUCGACGAAGCUCCCGUCCGGUGGUAUGAAACAACGACUCCUCGGGUACAGAAAAACAAUGACGGAUUGGCAUUGGCACCUGUAACAUGUGCAAAGGAAAAUAAGACCAAUCUGCAGCUUGUGGAUAUCAUAACGGACUGGGAUGAAGAAGAUGACGAUGAAGAAGAGGAAGAGAGAGACAAAGAGGAAGAGAGAUAUGAAGUGCAAGAGAGAGAUAAAGAGGAGGAGAGAGAUAAACAGGAGGAGGGAGAUAAAGAGGAGGAACAGCAAAAGUCUCCGGAAAAGGAACCAUCAGCGAUGGAGAUUCCGGAAACACAACGCUUGACUCAACACACCAACGAAACCAUAUGCGAAACUAUGGACAUAACCAAUGUGGAAGAUUCGGCGGAGCGAUUGGUAGAACUGCCUCCUCCACUUGUGAGUUUCAACGGUUCCGCACAGGAGGAGCCACAACUUGGUACGCCAGAGCGACCACUUACGCCACCAUCCCAGUUCACUGAUUCUGCCAAAAAACGAUUUUUGCGGGAAAACGAUGAAGCACUGCUCUCACGGUUGCAGAAUGAACUCCCGGUUUCUCAACAGGAGGAAGUAUCUCCAGGUACACCGGAAUUGGUGUCCGACACGUUGGUAGAAAUACUCCAUUCGUUCCGCGAUCAACCUGUGCCAAAACCUAUCGCUGACGAAUGCCGAAAAACAGUAGUCCCUGCAAGAAGGGGCCGUCGCACAAAAUCCGCCGUCGAUCCAGCUACCACAACUUAUUUCGAGACUGUCGAAAAAACAUUCGUUAAACCAAUAGCACCUACGAAUAAAUCUGUUCCAGUCAAGCCUUUGACAACGGCUCAGAAAAGAAAGUUAUAUGCCACUACAAAACAGACUAAAUCACCGGAGCGGCUGACACGUAAUUCGGUUGAUCGGUUAACAUCCAGAAUUAGGAACUUAAACAUUGUAAUUCGUAGGCUAGAGGUAGAUAUAUUUCUGCAGAGAUUGACCGAUGCCGAUCGGGCGAUCUUAGAAGGAACCACAAAAGCACCAAGAAAAAAACCGAUGCCCAAUCUAAAAAAAGGCAAAAAGAUUUCCAAAAAGAAUAGGAUAGCGAUUGAAAAUGGCAACGGCCAAGAACCACAAUUGGAAGCAUCGGAAGGUGGUACCGG
Molecule: messenger RNA, 2696 nt
Organism: Aedes albopictus (Asian tiger mosquito)
Lineage: Eukaryota; Metazoa; Arthropoda; Insecta; Diptera; Culicidae
Source: RefSeq, a predicted model, not a curated record